GCUGUCCACGUCAACACACCGAGCGAGCACGGCGGCAGGAGGCAGCAGCGAUGGACUCCACGUCUAUGGAACCUUCUCUCUACACAGUGAAAGCUGUUUUCAUUCUUGACAAUGAUGGCAACAGACUUCUAUCAAAGUACUACGACUCUGAGCUUUACCCCUCCAUGAAGGAGCAGAAGAACUUCGAGAGGAACGUUUUCAACAAGACUCACAAAGCAGACAAUGAGAUAGCGUUCGUGGAGGGCAUGACCAUCGUCUAUAAGAGCAGUAUAGAUCUCUUCUUCUACGUGGUGGGAAGCGCUCAGGAGAAUGAGCUGAUGCUGAUGUCAGUUCUGAACUGCCUGUUUGACUCUCUUAGUCAGAUUCUCAGGAAGAAUGUGGAGCGCAGGUGUUUACUAGACAACAUGGAAGGAGUCUUCCUUGUUGUGGACGAAAUCAUUGAUGGAGGGGUGAUCCUGGAGAGUGACCCUGCACAGGUCUUACAGAAAGUCAACUACAGGGCGGAUGAGAAUCCAUUAUCUGAACAAAGUGUGGCCCAGCACAUAACAGAGAAACUGGCUCUUACCACUAACGUUCUGCAGUCGGCAAAGGAGCAGAUCAAAUGGUCUAUAUUGAAAUGACUUGGACCAGACACAUUAUAUAGGAUUCUUAAGGAUGUCCUAGAGAACAUUUCUAGUCCCCAAAGCUAUUUUUUAUAGUAACGAACUAAAGGGAAGAUCGUUCCACACGGCUGCCGGCCUGCAGGCUGCAUUUAAAAAGUCAGUCAUAGGAUCUUGUUUCUGUGUGCGAUUUUUGUUACGUUGUGUGUGUGACGUGAUUAAUUUAUGUGGUUUGAGAGUGACGCUAGGCUGCACUCAUGUAGACAUGUCAUUUAACAGGCCAACUGACACCAGACACCACUUUGAGACUAAUCAAUAAGAUUAUUGGAAGAGUGAGUAGCAAUCAGUUUUUUAACUUUGUUUUUUGGUGGAGCUGGAUCCUCUACCUUCAUUCCCUCAUGACAGAAAAUAGCUGUGUGUAUUUCAUAAAGAUGAAAUACAAUUUACACAGUUUUAUACACAGAGAACUGUCCCCCCCCCCCUAAAAUAUUACAUGUUAUAUUACAUUUUCUACUAAUUUUGGAUCAACCAAUAUAUUGAGAAUUUGCUGUAAAAUGUUACUAUAUGUUAGUCAGUGUAGAAGUGUUUUAUCUUCAGUGGACUGUGUCAGUAUGCACAGAGCCUAUCUUGUCCCAUUGUGUCCCCCCUGAGGACACUCUAAAAAAUAAGAGUUGACACAAAAACCAAACACUACUGCAGCAAAUAUCUGCAAAUCCUAGCACAGAAUGGAACCACAUUACAUUUAGAAAUGUUACAAAGCAAGAAAAAGUUACUUUUGGAACAAUGUCAUAACACUACUUGUAAAGCUUAUUUAAAGAUUGUAAAGGAAUAGUGACGCUUUCUGACACUAAACAGGUAGUAGCAGUCUGUAUAUGUGAGUAACAGAAGAGGCAAUAAGUUACUUUUGCACUGUGUGGAAUGCCCUCAUGAAGGUAAAUUGAUAUCUGUACAUCUUUACAAUGAAAGGGAUACUUGAUUUUGAGGCUGAAGUUAUAAUAAAGUCUAUUUUAUUGGUUAUAAUGAAAAUUAAAGAUGUUAAUAGAUAUAAAAUAUUUUCUUAGCUGAAAAAACAGAAAGAAGCCAAAGACAAACUUGAUUAUUUUGUUUACAUUUGGAUGUUGAAGCUAACGUUUUGUCUGAGCGCCAUUUGUGAGACUGAUAAUAAAACUGUCCGGUUCAAA
This is a messenger RNA of Scomber scombrus (Atlantic mackerel), 1780 nucleotides long. It is a transcript of the gene copz2, whose product is annotated as COPI coat complex subunit zeta 2. Gene Ontology annotation, cellular component: COPI vesicle coat. NCBI's taxonomy places the organism in Eukaryota, Metazoa, Chordata, Actinopteri, Scombriformes, Scombridae. The record is from RefSeq and is a predicted model, not a curated record. Bases 51 to 620 code for a protein of 189 amino acids. Gene Ontology annotation, biological process: retrograde vesicle-mediated transport, Golgi to endoplasmic reticulum; intra-Golgi vesicle-mediated transport; intracellular protein transport. The transcript has 10 exons.